Messenger RNA from Megalobrama amblycephala (Wuchang bream), 6944 nucleotides. Its product is annotated as zinc finger protein 585A-like. The transcript is spliced from 10 exons. Lineage: Eukaryota; Metazoa; Chordata; Actinopteri; Cypriniformes; Xenocyprididae. Gene Ontology annotation, biological process: regulation of transcription by RNA polymerase II. The record is from RefSeq and is a predicted model, not a curated record. Gene Ontology annotation, molecular function: RNA polymerase II cis-regulatory region sequence-specific DNA binding; DNA-binding transcription factor activity. Bases 113 to 3151 code for a protein of 1012 amino acids.
CUCUAUGCGGGUAUAAGAAUUGAGAGUGAUUGUAUGCAGGUUGGUGUAAUAAGACUUGUGUGUCUGCAAUCCGACCGACGUAAAACAAGAAGGAGAAGAAGAAACCCAGAAGAUGGCAGUAGUGCAACGUCUCUGUAUGCAAGCUGCCGUUAAGCCCCAAAGAAGAAGAAGAAGAACUGAGAGUGACAGAUGGAGCGAUCUGCUAAAUAAACUGGAGAUAAAGAUGGAGCAGCAUGAAGAUAACCAGACAACACCACAUGUGAUGAUUAAAACAUGCCAGUCAUCACCGAGGCAAGAAUGGACGAAUGAAAGACCGUGUCUGGAAGAAGAUUAUAUCACUUGCCAUCAAUGUGGGAUAUGUUUCACCAAGCAAGUGUGCCUUGAAAAGCACAUGAGAAUUCACAUGGGAGAAAAGCCAUUCACCUGCCCUCAAUGUGGAAAGAGAUUCACAUUUAAACAAAGCAUUCAGAGACACAUGAGAAUUCACACUGGAGAGAAGCCUUUCACCUGCUCUCAGUGUGGAAAAAGUUUCACAGAGAAACAAAACCUUAAAUAUCAUAUGAGAAUUCAUACUGGAGAGAAGCCUUUCACCUGCUUUCAGUGUGGAAAGAGUUACACAAUGAAGCAAAGCCUUGAGAUUCACAUGAGAAUUCACACUGGAGAGAAGCCUUUCCCCUGCUUUCAGUGUGGAAGGAGUUUUAACAUGAAACAAAACCUUGACAUUCACAUGAGAAAUCACACUGGAGAGAAGCCUUUCAUCUGUUCUGAGUGUGGAAAGAGUUUCACAGUGAAACACAACCUUGAGAGUCACAUUAAAAUUCACACUGGAGAGAAGCCUUUCACCUGCUCUCAGUGUGGAAAGAGUUUCACAGAGAAACACAACCUUAAAUAUCACAUGAGAAUUCACACUGGAGAGAAGCCUUUCACCUGCCCUCAGUGUGGAAAGAGUUACACAUUGAAGCAAAGCCUUGAGAUUCACAUGAGAAUUCACACUGGAGUGAAGCCUUUCUCUUGCUCUCAGUGUGGAAAGAGUUUCACAGUGAAAAGAAUCCUUGAGAGUCACAUGAGGAUUCACACUGGAGAGAAGCUGUUCAUCUGCCCUCAAUGUGGAAAGAGUUUUGCAGUGAAACAAAGCCUUGAGAGACACAUGAUAAUUCACACUGGAGAAAAGGCUUUCACCUGCUCUCUGUGUGGAAAGAGUUUCACAGAACAAAGAAUCCUUAAAGUUCACAUGAGAAUUCACACUGGAGAAAAGCCUUUCAACUGCCAUCAGUGUGAAAAGAAUUUCACAGUGAAACAACAUUUUGAAAAUCACAUGAGAAUUCACACUGGAGAGAAGCCUUUUAUUUGUCCUCAGUGUGGAAAGAGUUUCACAGUGAAACGAAACCUUGAGAGACACAUGAGAAUUCACACGGGAGAGAAGCCUUUCACCUGCUUUCAAUGUGGAAAGAGUUUCACAGUGAAUCAAAGCCUUGAGAGACACAUGAGAAUUCACACUGGAGAGAAGCCUUUCACCUGCUCUCAAUGUGGAAAGAGUUUCACAAUGAAACAAAGCCUUGAGAGACACCUGAGAAUUCACACUGGAAAGAACACUGACUAUCGGAAUGAACUGAACGAAGAUUAUAUCACUUGUCAUCAAUGUGGGGUGCAUUUCACCAAUCAAGCAAGCUUUAAGCAGCACAUGAGAAGUCACACUGGAGUAAAGCCUUUUAUCUGCCCUCAGUGUGGAAAGAGUUUCACAGUGAAACAAAGCCUUGAGGUUCACAUCAGAAUUCACACUGGAGAAAAGCCUUUCUCCUGCUUUGUGUGUGGAAAGAGUUUCGCACAACAAGGACAGCUUAAAUAUCACAUGACAAGCCACACUGGAGAGAAGCCUUUCACCUGCCCUCAAUGUGAAAAGAGUUUCAAAGCCAAACAAAGCCUUAAAAUUCACAUGAGAGUUCACACUGGAGAGAAGCCUUUCACCUGUCUUCAGUGUGGGAUGAGCUUCUCACAACUAAAACACCUUAAGCAUCACAUAAGAACACACACCGGAGAGAAGCCUUUCACCUGCUCUCUAUGCGGAAAAAGUUACAGAGUGAAACGAAACCUUGAGAUUCACAUAAGAACUCACACUGGAGAGAUGCCUUUUAUCUGCUCUGAGUGCGGAAAGCGUUUCACAAUAAAACAAAAGCUUGAUAGUCACAUGAGAAUUCACACCGGAGAGAAGCCUUUCUCCUGCUCUCAGUGUGGAAAGAGAUUCACAGUGAAACAAAGCCUUGACAGUCACAUGACCAUUCACACUGGAGAGAAGCCAUUCACCUGCUCUCGAUGCGGAAAGAGUUAUGCUGUAAAACGAAACCUUGAGUAUCACAUGAGAGUUCACACUGGAGAGAAGCCUUUCGUCUGCCAUCAAUGUGGGAACAGUUUCGCAAUGAAGAAAAACCUUGUGAGACACAUGAACAUUCACACUGGAGCGAAGCCUUUCACCUGUUCCAAGUGUGGAAAGAGUUUCACCGUGAAACAUGGCCUUUAUAAUCACAUGAGAAUUCACACUGGAGAGAAGCCUUUCGUCUGCUCUGAGUGUGGAAAGAGUUUCACCGUGAAGCAUGGCCUUGAUGAUCACAAGAGAAUUCACACUGGAGAGAAGCCUUUCGUCUGCCCUCAAUGUGGGAACAGUUUUGCAAUUAAAAACAACCUUGUGAGACACAUGAAAAUUCACACUCGAGUGAAGCCUUUUAGCUGCUCUGAGUGUGGAAAGAGUUUCACUGUGAAACAUGGCCUUGAUAAUCACAUGAGAAUUCACACUGGAGAGAAGCCUUUCACCUGCUCUGAGUGUGGAAAGAGCUACACAUUGAGUCAAAGUCUUGAGAGACACAUGAGAAUUCACAGUGGAGAGAAGCCUUUCGACAGAGUGUGGGAAUCUCUUCCUCCACCUGUUUGCAGCAUCCCUCAAAAUGAAGAGAUUGCAGUCAUAGUGUACCAGAAAUCCAACCAGCUUUUGCAGGAGAUUGAUGUAGUCAAUAUUUUAUGUGAAGUUCCAAACACAAAAAUCUUGCUGAUGGAGAGUAACUGGCAAGAGACAAUGACAACUUCUAAAAUGUCUGGCACCAGACUUGAGGAAGAAGAGAAAGUCCUGCAGGUCUUCUCACUGAGCUGCUGCAAAACAUAAAGACAGUGUGAGUUGUUUAUCACUUUCAUUAAAAGAAUUUAAUUAUUCAAACUGUACCUUGGUGUUGUUUCACCCUGUUGUGAUAUAUAUAUAUCCAAGUGAAACUUAAACUAAAAAUAAAAAGUAGGACAGGACUUGAUUUUGUCUAUAAGGAAUUGAUUGGAUUGCUGGUGUGGUGCAUCAUAAGAUUUGCAGCAGGGAGGGGAAGUUUCCUUUCUUAGGGAACUCAAUGCUGCAUCAGUUGCUGCCGCUAUAGGAAUACCUUAAGCCAGUGUCUGAAGCAUGUGUGAAAUCAUUCAAUUGGCUACAUCAGUCGCAUGAAAUCACUGGCGUGCUGGCAUGUCUAUGAAAGGCUGCAUAAAACAUAAUCAGUGUUGCAACCGUAAAGAGCACUUUCACUUUCGCGAUCAAAGGGGCAGGGGGCUCAAGCAGUGAGCCCCCUGUGUAUAUUUUUACAGUAAUUUUACUUCAAGAGCAGCCGUCUGGUUUAUUUUGAACAGGUUCUCCAGAGCGGCUGCACAAGCUCUGAUGAUGACACAGAUACAUCACGAUUGGUCGGAUUCUCAGAUGAUAACAAUGAUGUGUUUUGUGUUUAUUCGAACACCUUCAGUUUCACUAAUGCUUACAAAAUCUUUUUAUAACUGUAAAAACUCGUAGUGUAAUAUUAAUGUUCUAUGGUGUCAUGUUUAUCAAAAUAAAACGUAUUAAAAAUAUAUACAGACACAAUUUUAUGGUAUUUGAUAGCAUUAGCUUAUGUUGAACUAUUUUUGUACAAACAGGCAAUGUAUUAAAGCAGUACUGAAUGAAAAGCGUUUCUGACGUGACUUUUUUUGUAUGGACAAAAUCAUUUGAAACAUUCAUCAAAUUAUCUUUCUUUGUGUUCCACAAUGCAGAAAUAAAGUCAUACAUUUUUCUUAAAUGUAUAUGUUACUAGGUGCAUAUGUGAUAAUAAGAAAUAAUAGCCAUGAACAAUAUAGAUUUUGUUCUCAUGGUAUAUAGCUUGGUAUACAGCUCACUUUAUAGCUAAAAGGCUCUGUCUCUGAAAAUAACUCAUCUGUGUCUAAUGUAUUUGUCAUUUUUUUACUUUAAAUUUUACAUCGGCAUUUCCAUGGGUUCAUCGGAUCAACGCCCUCUAAAGGUGAACCAGUAUAUAUGACGUAACGAAGCCUCGUUGCUGAAAUCACGUGACCUGGCCAGUUUGAUUCGCGAUCCGAAUCAAUAGGCUUGUUCAAGGUGCAUCGGCGCUGCGCAGACUGAUCGGCGUAUGACAUCAAAGUACCGCGAGAGCAUUCGACUCCUUAUGCUUUUGAAUCGCUCUCGCGCUACUUUGAUGUCAUACGCUGAUCGGUUUGCGCAGCGCCGAUGCAUCUUGAACAAGCCUGCUAUUUCCAAACAAAAGAAACGGUUACGUUUCGGAUCUUCAUGAGGCAGUGUUUUUAAAGCGCCGAUCACUACAUUAAAGCUACAGUAAUUUCAAAGCAAACCAGCUUCGGAUGUAGAGUCUCGAUUAGAGAAUAUAGUGAAUCAAAACAGACUGAUAGAGAGCUAUCUGCGAAAUAAACUUGAUCAGGAAAGAUGGAGCAGCAUGAAAACAACCAGACCACACAGGCACCAGAUGUCAAGACGGAAACCUGCCAGUCGACUAGUCUUAAACAGAACGAUAUAACACAGUACAAAAAUCUUGCUGAUGGAGAGUAACUGGCAAGAGACAAUGACAACUUCUAAAAUGUCUGGCACCAGACUUGAGGAAGAAGAGAAAGUCCUGCAGGUCUUCUCACUGAGCUGCUGCAAAACAUAAAGACAGUAUAUUACAGGAAAAUAAACCCAGAAGAUGGCAGUAGUGCAACGCCUCUGGAUGCAAGCUGCUGUUGAUCCCGAAAGAAGAAGCGGAAGAACUGACUGAUGGAGCGAUCUGCAAAAUAAACUGGAUCGAGCAUUUACUGGAGAUAAAGAUGGAGCAGCAUGAAGAUAACCAGACAACACCAGAUGUGAUGAUUAAAACAUGCCAGUCAUCACCGAGGCAAGAACGGAUGAAUGAAAGACCGUCAUCAGCAUUUUCAUCCAUCUUGUGGAAGUCCUGGGAAGUAAGGCUGUGUUCGAAACCACAUACUUCUCUACUAUAUAGUAGGCAAAAAGCAGUAGGCGAAUGAAUAUUAUGUCCAAAACCUUAGUAUUCAUAUAGGUGAGAAUUACCGGGGCUUUGGACUAAUUCUCGCGAGAUUCGGACUUGCGUAUACUAAUGUUGCGUUCGAAUAUGCCUACCUACCUACUAUAUAGUAGGAGAAAACAGUGCGAGAAAAGAGUAGUAUGUUUGAACCCUCCAGUACUCAUUAAAGAGUAGGUGAGAAAUCCCCGGAUGGUCUACUGCUCCCGCCCAGAUUCUGAAGCACUCAUCAUCGGAUACUUUUAUAUCCCUGCCUUCCCAGGAGGCCACGGGAAAGGAUACAUCAUUAGCUAACCUGGCGGAGACCAGCGAAUGGACUGAUGAGCACACGUGUGUUUAUCCAGUGGAGAGAGGCUGAUGAAGGAAGGGUUUGAAACUUUUGUGGUGGAGCCGGACCUGCAAGGAAGGCGAUGGCGGCAUUUGUGAAAAAAAAGGGAAAACCUGAAGUAAAAUCAUUUUGUUACUUCUAAUAUAGAAGUCAAAUGCCAUUGUGCUGUUAAAGGAUUAGUUCACUUUCAAAUAAAAAUUUUAUUGGAAAUGGUGUAGAGCCAUGGAUGAGACCCUCCAUCACUCCACCUUAUUGCCUCAUCUGGCCUGGAUGUUGCUGUGGUCUCUUCAUCCUCAGUGAGCCCAGAGCCAAACAAAAGAAAAAAACAAAUACAAAAAAACACAGGGAUUGAACAGCUUGAAGGCGAGUAAAUAAUGACUGAAUUUAUAUGUUUGGGUGAACUCACCCUUUAAGCCCCCAAAUAGUUAUUUUAUGAAAUGAUAUGUUUAUGCAUUCAUAAUAUAGCAGUACCUUGAAGAAAUAAAUUAAGAAAUAAGCAGCUUUAUUGAGCGUUUGUGCUUGUGACACUUACAAAAAUUGAUUUACAAAAAUCACAUUUAUUUAUGCAUUUGGCAGAAGCUUUUAUACAUAGUGACUUACAGUGCACUUGUUACAGGGACGAUCACCUUGGAUCAUCCUGGAGUAAAGUGUCUUGCUCAAGGACACACUGGUGUUGAUGGCUGCGGAGAACGAAGCAGCAACUUUCUGCUUACCAGUUCAGUGGUUUAGCCCACAACAGCACACAAGUAUGCUCAUGGAGAGCAGGCACUCAAAUGUUUGGAGCAGAUACAGCAGCAGCAGCCAUCUUCUCCCACUCCUGCUUCAAGGUUGUGGGGUUCAAGGGGCGUCAUUAUGGUCUUCCUCAUCCUCUGGAUCAGCGAUGUCCCCAUUGAGGAGAGCCAGAUUGUGAAGCACAGCGCAGCACGCAACAACCUCAGGCAAAAAGGCAUGGCUCCACUCUGGCCAUGAAGAAAAUAGAGCACCAGCAUGUUUUCAGGAUGCCAAAGGCUCGCUCUAUGAUGCUUCGCACACGGGAGUGCUUGCUGUCGAAACAAGCCUGCAUGAUUGCACGUCAGAUUCCAAUCUGACUGCAGCAAUGAGGGACAUGAUGGAUGGCAAAGACAGACGAAGGUGGGCAAGGUGGUCAGCUGCUUCAUCAAAAUAAAGCUGCAGAAUUGGCACAGCUGUGUUGAGAUGGCAGUAGGAUGUGGGGUUCACCACCUGUAAAUACAUGAUUGUUAGAACAAUAAGUUUGAAUAAAGAUUUGAUCUUUGAUUUUGAAUAAAGAUCUUCAAACAGUG